UCUGGUAAGGUGCCGUGCUUUUUUAGUCUUUCUUAAAUGACUUCUCCCGUGGAACUCAAAAGCCAAUUAGCCAAUCUUUUAACUUUUUUAGACGGACCUUUUCUGCUUUUAGAUCCGAUAAAAGCCCUUUUCCAAAUGGGUUUUUUUCCCGUACCUUCCAAGAAAAAGCUCAUUGAAGAAACACCCUUAACUGACCUUGUGCUGCUGAAUUAUUUUGGUUGAAGUUUCUACCGUCCUUGAGCACAAAUCACCGCCACCCAAGUCUUCAAACCCAAUCCGGACUCAACCCCAGUACCACACACAUCCAAUACUACAUGCCCAAUAUUGUUGGAUUGGUGGUCCAAACCCAAGUACCCAAGUACACGCAACGUCAUGGGGCUGGGGCGCGCACGGAGAUAUAUGCCUUGUCUUCACAACGGAAUCAGAAUGAAUUCAGCCUUCUGAUGAGUGAUGACGCUUACAUAUGCCUUCGUUAGCGCGCCAUAUGAGGAAGGUUGCUGUCUUUUUGCAACUCUCACUCUCUCUCCACAUUAUUCUCCUCUGGUUACCAUUUCAAGAAUUAAAACCGAUGUUAUUGAAUUGGAUACUGUAACUCCUCCCCCCUUAGUGCUUUUCUUUGAUUUUAUUUUUUCAAACUUGGAGGACCCUUUCAGCACCAUUUCCCUAUCAAACUCAACCUCUUCGUUUAUCAUUCGCUCACUGACUCUCUCUUUCACAUUGGUUUCCAUGUCCACCUGCGAGAGAAGAGGUGAAGAAACGAUGUGCACGCCGUGGACAAUAGCAAGGCUGAUGGGAUGGCGGCUUCUGGAUUGGGCGUCGGGUGUUUUCACUUGCAGGAUUCCUUCGGAUGACGAACCAGAUAAUUUCCACCCUUCUGUACCGCCACCACGUGAGCCCGCCGAAACCAGAGUUUCUGAAGCGAAGGAUGAGACCCGAUACUAUGAGAUUGACCACGACUCGUUUCUCGCCCACAAACACAACCCAGAUGGAAAAGUCCCCGGUUUGACCCCAACUGGAGAUUCUGGACAACCGGAUAAUGAGGUGGACUCACGCCGGCCAAUUUUCCGAGAGGAGGACUACAUCGUGUUUUGCUUCAGGAAGGAUGGAGCCAUUCACAUCAUAAAGGAUGAAAGGUCUCAUAACCUCGAAUGCAGAAUUAGACAGUUAAGGACCGUUAACCGUAAGCUUGUUUAUGGUGAUCAGGAUGCGGACCUUGUGGACAAAAACAGCAAUGGAGAUGUGUUAAAUAAAGAUGGUGUUGAUUUUGAGGCAGCAAGAUCAGAUGGGAAGGGUGAAGAUGGAGAAAGUGUUUACUUUGAUUCCGAGUCGACAACAGCAGAUAUCAUAGGGGAAGAGCAACGUGACAGAGGUGAAGAUUUUAGAACAAUAUCCCUGGAAUCAAGCAUCUCUGUUGAAUCGGACAGCAGCGCAAGUUCUUUUGCGUUCCCUGUAUUGAGGUGGGAGUGGACUGGGAGUCCUGUGAAGAUGCCAAUGUCGGAGGACAUGAAUCUAAGGAAGCAGAGGGCCUGGUGUAUGGGCCUUCACUGUUGUAGAUAUUGAAAAGCUUGAAAAUUUUCAAUCCCUUUAGCACAACCAUAUAGUUUAGUACUUUAUUAGUUUUGUUCCAGUGGUGCUUUCGUUUCAUCGUCUUUUCUUCAGUGUUUUGAUAUGUUCAUUUUUCUCUUUCAAAAUUAGUGUUGAUUCCGAAAUCGGAGCUGUGGAAGAAGUCAUAUGUCUAGAGGGUGUAGAAAGCAACAGUUUAUUUAUUUUGACAGAUUUGGAUUUUUCUUGAAGGUCCACGAAUUCUUGGUGGGCCUCCAAGAAUUCCUUAAGGCCUAUAUCACUGUCGUCUGGUUAUGGGUUGUUUCCCUUUUGCUUCAUCAUUAUUCGAUGGCAUGAAGCUUGAGGGUGUUCGCCAAUAUGUAUGAAUUAUGAUUUUUUU
This is a messenger RNA of Nelumbo nucifera (sacred lotus), 1942 nucleotides long. RefSeq names its product breaking of asymmetry in the stomatal lineage (gene BASL). NCBI's taxonomy places the organism in Eukaryota, Viridiplantae, Streptophyta, Magnoliopsida, Proteales, Nelumbonaceae. The record is from RefSeq and is a predicted model, not a curated record. Gene Ontology annotation, biological process: regulation of asymmetric cell division.